Messenger RNA from Micromonas pusilla CCMP1545, 1416 nucleotides. RefSeq lists its product as uncharacterized. The record is from RefSeq and is a predicted model, not a curated record. Lineage: Eukaryota; Viridiplantae; Chlorophyta; Mamiellophyceae; Mamiellales; Mamiellaceae. The transcript has a single exon. The coding region runs from base 1 to 1416 and encodes 471 amino acids.
AUGACCGAUGAAAAUGAUGAUGGCAGAAGAGCGUGUCCGGCCGGUGCUCGCGUAACGCUUCGCCUCCCGUCCGUCAUCUCACACUCCGACGCCGCGCGAGACAUGACGUUCACGCCCGCGCCGACGCAAGCGAAGCGCCCCUCGUGGGCGAGCGCUCGCGAUGACCCUCCCGCGGACGCGAAUACCGCGGACGCGAAGCCGCCGCCGCCCCCCCCGCGCGCGCGUCGGCUCGAGGCGCCGCUGCUGAACGCGCUCGGCCUCGGCGCGAUCUUCCGUGACCCCGACGGUCGCGACGACGACGCCGACGCCGCCGCCGCGCGCGCGGACGAGACGUUCACGCACAAGAUGUGCAAGAUGUGCGGGAACGUGUGCAACGCGAAGAUGACGUCGUGCACGUCGUGCUGCCUCCCGCUGACGGAGCCGGGGUCGUACGCGCCCGCGACGAUGCCGAAGCCCGGCGCGGUCGCGUCCGACGACGACGCGACGUCCGAGGACGACGCGUCGUCGAACGAAGGCGACGGCGACGGCGACGGAGCCGAACCGUCGUCGUCGUCGUCGCCGCCGCCGCCGUCCGCGAUGCCGUCGAACGCCGCGCGCGCGGCGAUGGAACGCCGCAAGCUCGAACGCCGCCGCGCCGCGACCGAAGCCGCGACCGCCGAAGACGAAGACGACGAGUCAGCGUGGUGGGCGCGCGGCUGGCGCGACCUCUCCCCGCCGACGCGCGCGCGAGGCCACGACCCGGCGCUGCGAUCCGCGUACGACGUCCUCGGCCUCCCUCUCGGCGCGGGAGAGGACGACGUCCGCGCGGCGUAUCGAAGAGAAGCGCGGAUCAACCACCCGGACAAGGGCGGCGAGCCGGAGGAGCUCGAACGCGUGCACGACGCGUUCGACGCCAUCGCGCUCGACGCGUGGCGGCACGACGACGGCGCGCGGGCGCUGCGCGACGCGCUCGCGGCGAAGAAGGAGGGGAAACGAACCGACGCCGACGCGACGAACGGGGAAGACGAACCGACGCGCGACGACGACUCCCCCCCGCCCCCGAAGAUCUUCGUCUCCGUGUGCGUGUAUCGCGACCCGGAGGCGCAGUUCACGCUGCGCGACGUCUUCGCCAAGGCGACGCGACCGGAGCGCGUCUUCGUCGGCGUCUCGUGGCGGUAUAAGCUCCCGAGACCGCCCUCCUCCUCGUCCGCGCCGGUCGUGAUCGAUCGCAUGCAUCGCGACAUGGCGCCCCUCGCGUACGCGAUCGAGCGAGAGGCGGCGAAGAUAAAGGACGAGGAGGGCCAGCGGAAGUACCUGACCGAGUGCAUGGACGUCCAGAGGGAGGCGCAGGCGGCGUGCGACGACGUGGAGGCGAAGGUGCGUUCUAUACACUGGUCCCCAUACGACCGCGUUGGCGUGGUGAACGCCGAUUCUUAA